AUGGCAAAUUGUAAAAAUAUGGUUUUAUUACCUCCAUCAGCAUUUGAUCCAUCAUCAUUGAUAUCAUCAACGACUACAUCAAAUGCUACAAUUAAUCAUUAUGAAAUGAAUACGGAUACUGUUCAUGAACAACUUGAACAAUUACAAACAGAAAUAAGUCGUUUAAAAAAUAAUAAUGAACUAUUAAAAACAUCCGGUCGAGAUUUGUUAGAACAUGCACCAACUCUAAUAAGUUUACCUCGUCGUUCAAAUAUUGUUCAAGAAACAUUAGAAGAUAUUAUUAAACGUCAAGCACAAGAAAUUCAACGUUUAAGAUCAGAAUUAGAACGUGAAAAAUCAAAAUGUUUAUUAUCAAUUGCCGAAUUAGAACAAACAAUAAUUACAAAAGAAAUUUAUUAUAAAAAACAAUUAAAUGAAUAUGAAAUAAAAACAAAACAAUUAAAUGAUAAAUUAAAAUAUGAUAAUGAUAAUUAUUUAAAACAAGUUCAUGAUAAAGAAAGAGAAAUAAAUAAUAUUAAACAAUUAUUAUAUGAUCGUUCUUAUUCACCAUCAACACAAACAAUUGAAACUAUUACAAAUGAAAAACAUGUAUUAUUAAAACGUUUAGAACAAAGUGAAAAACAAAAUCAAUUAUUAAAUGAACAAAUGGAUUUACUAAAUUUAAAACUUGUAUCAAUAAAUAAUGUUCUCACUGUUCAAGAAGAACAAUUAGAACCAACCGAUUCAUCAUCAAAUGAAAAUAAACGUCAAAAAUUAUUAAAUUGUUGGCGUACAAAAGUUUAUGAUUUAUUAUUACAAUUAAAAUCCAUGGAAUUAAUAUUAAAAAAUAAUCGUACAAAAUUUUCUAAUGAUAUUGAAAAUUUACAAAUGAAAGUAAAUGAUUUAUUACAUGAAAAUAAAUUAUUAAAUACACAAUAUGAUGAACGAAAAAUUCAUAUUCAAUAUAUUGAAUCAAAAUUACAACAAUAUGACAAUGAUAUAUCAUCAAAAGUGAAUGAAAAUGAAAAUUUAAAACAAACAAUAAAAGAAUAUGAAUUAAAUGAGAAAAUAAUCUAUGGUAUUAUAGAAAAAUUUCAAUUUAAUACAAUUGAUGAAUUAUUUAAAAAUAUGAAUAAAAAUUUAUCAGUUUAUGAACAACGUUUAAAUUAUAUAAAUAAACGUGUUGUACUAUUAAAUACAUUAUUUUCUCGUCAACUUUCAUCAUCAUCACGAAUAUCUAUUGCAUUACAAACAGAUGAACAACAACAACAACGUUAUAUUGAUCUUGAUCUAUUAGAAAAUGAAUUAAAAACUGUUACAAAUGAACGAGAUAUAUUAGCAAAAAAAUUACAUUAUGAAUAUGAUACAUCAAAACGAAAAAUAACAGAUGUAGAAAAAAGUUAUCAAAAUGAAUUGGCAAUUGUUAAUGAAAAAAUAAAUAUGAUGAAUAUUAUUUUACAACAAAAUAGUGAACAAAUUCAACAAUAUGAAAUAAAUAUAUUAGAUAAAGAUAAACAAAUACAAUUAAUAAAUGAAAAAUAUAGUCAUCAUGAACAGAAUAUAAAUAUUAAACAAAAUAAUUUAGUUGAAGAAUUAAAACAUCAAUUUGAAGAACGUGAAAAAAUAUUAUUAAAUGAAAAAGAUCAAUUAGAAAAGGAAUUAAAUGAUGUUAAACGUGAACAAGCUAAAGUUUUAGCAAACUCAAGACAAAUUGAACGAACAACAACACGAGAGAAAGAACGAUGGCAACGAACAUUAGCUGAUAUGCAAUUAAAAUCAGAUCAAGAUUUAGAAAAAUUAACAAAACGAAUAAUGACACUUGAACGUGAACGAAAUUUAUUAAUGAAAACAAUUCAACAAGAAUUCCAUCCAAAUCAUCAUAUCAAUGAAAUUGAAAAUAAUAAUGAUGACGAGCAUGAUGAUGAAAUAGCAGGUUUAAUGUCUGAUAUACGUAAAUUAGCAACAAAAGCAUUAGAGGAUGCCUCGAGUGAUGAAAAUGAUGCUUAA
This is a messenger RNA of Didymodactylos carnosus, 1986 nucleotides long. The record is from the annotation of a GenBank genome assembly. NCBI's taxonomy places the organism in Eukaryota, Metazoa, Rotifera, Eurotatoria, Philodinida, Philodinidae.